Molecule: messenger RNA, 1209 nt
Organism: Nematolebias whitei (Rio pearlfish)
Lineage: Eukaryota; Metazoa; Chordata; Actinopteri; Cyprinodontiformes; Rivulidae
Product: relaxin-3 receptor 1-like
Exons: 1
Coding region: 1-1209 (402 amino acids)
Biological process (GO): G protein-coupled receptor signaling pathway; immune response
Cellular component (GO): membrane
Molecular function (GO): G protein-coupled receptor activity
Source: RefSeq, a predicted model, not a curated record
AUGUCCAAGCCUGAUUUUCAGAGGCUUGAUUUCUAUAAAAGCAUCCUGAAUGGCUGCAGCUUCAGUUUAUUUUGUAACAACUCGCAGCUGAUUUUUCACAACACAAGCAACAGCACAGAGUUUUUUGACGAUACAUCCCCCUGGCUAAGAAUCCUCAUCUCUGUGGUUUACAUUAUUGUGGCUACAGCCGGAGUGCUGGGCAACUUGUUAGUCAUGUUCCUGCUCUAUUCCACCCACACCAUCACCACAGGCACCAUUAACUUCUUUGUUUUUAACCUGGCCUUGGCUCACCUGCUCUUUUCUUUGGCCUUGCCUUUCUGGGCCGUGGAGGUCAUGCUGGACUACAGCUGGCCUUUUGAUUUAGCCACAUGCAAGGCCGUGUCCUUGCUCACAGGACUGAACGUUUUCGCCAGCUGCUUCUUCCUGACAGCCAUGAGCCUGACCCGCUACUGCUACGUCGCAACAGCUCUAAAGCCCAGCGCCUCCCUGUGCAGCAGGUCGUGCACUUUCCCAGUGGCCACAGCUUUCAUUUGGGUUGCAGCGCUCAUUGCGGCCGCGCCCCGAGCCGUGUUCGCAGACCUCGGCUACGUGGGCAAGGACAACGACACGGCGUGCCUGUUCCGCUUCCCCGAUGGUACGGCCUGGCUGGGGAUAAACCAGCUCCUGCGGGUGGUGCUGGGAUUUCUGCUGCCGUACGCCAUCAUCAUCCUCUCCUACCUGCUUCUGCUGCGCUUCCUCUGCAGGCACAAGCUGACAGGCAGCCGCAAUUCUCGACGAAAAACUGAUAUUUCAAAGUCUGUGGCCGUGGUGGUGCUUUCGUUCUGCGCCUGCUGGUUCCCGUACAACGUCCUUACUCUCUGGAAUGCCCUGAUCCAGCUUGACGUCGUCGAUAUCAGCAAGCCCUUCUACGUGGCGCAGACCUACUUCUUCCCUCUGGCCAACUGUUUGGCUUUCACCAGCAGCUGCUUCAACCCGGUCAUCUACUGCCUGGUCAGGAAAGAAUACCGUGCGGCUCUUCACAAUCUGCUUUUCAAACUGAGCAUGGCCAUCAAAUCUAAGGUGCCCUACGCGAUAAACUCUGAGGACGGGUCAGGGCAAGCUGGGCAGUUUGCUAUUCCCCUCAACAACGUGCACAGCCAGACCUCCCAAAGUGACACAAGGAUGUACCAACCGCUAUCAACACUUCCAACCGCGACGUCUCCUGUGUAA